AUGAAUCAUGAGAGUUUAUGUGUAGUGCUGCUUGGUGAUAGUAUCCAAAUUAUUGAUCGAAACAAGUUUUUUUUCUUUUUACAGUUCCGUCGGCAUAAUUCACAAGCUCCAUACGUACAAUGGCGAAUGGCACCUCCGAUGAAGCAGCCUUUAGUACCGGUUCAGAAGAAGCACGGUGUAAUACGUCGAGCAAGUGAACGACGUCCAAUGGCACCAGCACGAGCCUUAGCUGAAUUUGUGCAGUGA
Cylicostephanus goldi is the source of this 246-nucleotide messenger RNA. Lineage: Eukaryota; Metazoa; Nematoda; Chromadorea; Rhabditida; Strongylidae. The record is from the annotation of a GenBank genome assembly.